UCGGGGAUCGAGAGUCUGUAGGGUGCCUGGUGGUGAACACGAUAGUCAGGCAUAAGCUGAAUGGAGUGCUCGACGUCACGCAUCGGUGGGAUGCCGGCGUACGAGAACGACGAUGGAAAAACGUCGUGGUACUCUCGGAUGAGGUCACGAACUGCGGGCUCCAAGUCAGCCGUAUAUCGUGCGAGUUCCUCAGCGUCAGCGUCAGCGCGCGACGACGGGGUGGACUCGAAGGACGGCAGAGGGACGGAAGUAGAGAUGGGAUCCAUGGAGAUAGAGGGAGGAUCUGACUCCAGAGGGAUGAGCUCGGCGUCGGGACAGGGUGGAUCAUCGUGUAAGAGAUCCGUCACGUCCACCAUAAAGAAGCGCGCUGAAGCGGCGCGAGAAGUGGCGGCCCUGCUGCGUGGAACGGCGGGGGAGACCACGGAAAGGGGAACGGCGCUGGGAAGUGCCGUGAGAGGAGGAGGAGACGUAGCCCGUGCGCUGGGGCUGGGAGGAGGAGGCGGGGUGAAGACCGGCUCGCAUCCGCUGGUGGUCCCUGGCGGCCUCAGGGCGAGGUCGGCCCGGAGCUGGGCAAUCUCGUCCGCGAGACCUCAAAAGUACGCCGAUCGAGGGGUGGCACGAGGAAGAGUGGAGGGGGUGGACGCACAAGUGGCACGGGGCAUCCCAGAAGGGGGAGAGCCAGGUGGCGCUGCGGUCGUGCGAAGGGGAGGGAAAAGUGGGGCACCCGGAAAAGCUGAGACCAUGGUAGCAGGUUGUUGUACCGUGGCCGUAGUGACCGCGAUCUGGGCAGUUAUGUGGCGGUUAAGGCGUCGACGAAAGGGAGUCGUCGACCUGAGACUGUUAGACCACGCCAAGCGUCGUGGAGUCGACCUGAGACUGACGUUUCAGGAGCGAGAUAACUUGGUGGGGCAAGAACAGUUUGAUGUGCACCCUUCCAAGCCAUGGAUUGCUUUUGUCUCUGCUGGAAAACCUCCAACCCUUCGAGUGUGGAAUUACGAAGAUGGACAGCAGGUGGAGGUCACGGUCAAGAAUGCCACCAACACGUACGGAGCGAAGUUCCUCGGCGAGACAGAUAAAGUUGUGGUCCGUGGUAAACGGGAUAUGUAUGUUUAUGAGAUCUUGCCAUCUUCCGCCGGACAGAUGAAGGAAAUAAAACGAGUCAAUUGGUUCGGAACUUACGGGGAUGUGAGCAAAUGGACUGUACAUUCGUCUGCCCAAUCUGUAUUGUGCAGUAGGACAGGAUUUGGCGAAUCGGAUUCUAUUAACUUUCGGGACUUAACCACAGGUUUUGAUUUUAGCGACUGCCGCACUGAAAACGAAGUGACCAUGAUGUGCUUCCACCCUUUCGAAUCACACAUUUUUGCGACCGCGCAUGAGAACUGGACAAUCAACGUGUGGAGUGCUGAUACUGAGACCCACGAGACCGUCACUCUCCAAACAUUGGAAGCAGAGGACAAAGUUACUUCUGUGCGAUUCUGCACAAAACCCCAGAGGUCACUUCUCAUCACGGGCCAUCAAUGUGGCAAGCUCCAGGUUUGGGAUUAUCAGAGGAAUGAAUGCAUGACCACUCUUGAUGCACAUGAACAGGCCGUUGUGCAAGCUUUCUUCCAUCCACAUUUGCCCUGCAUUUUGAGCGCAUCCGAGGACGGAACCAUCAAGGCCUGGAAUGAUUCAAAUUAUCAGCUAAUUAAAACACUUUGUAGCGGCCUUGAGGGAUUAUCACACAGCGUUCUCUGUAGGACCGACAGCUUGCUCGUGCUUCCAUGUAAGCAAAAAAUGUGUUUCAUUACCGCAGAAGGUGUUUCCCCUGAGCCCGACUUUGAGGGGAGAGGGAAACUGGAGGUGGGAAAUGUGAGUGCAGAAGGUGACGAAAGACUCCAGUUUGAGAAAACAGACGUACAAAGGAUUAAGCAAUUGGAGAUGGAGCUGAGCACUGUGAGGGGGGAGAAAAAGGCCCUCGAAGAGGGAUUUGAGAGUGAGAGGCAAACACAUGCACACAAGAUAAAGGAGUUUGAGACUGAGCUAAGCAAUGUAAAAUCGGAGAGGCAGGCAUUAAGAGAGACAUUCGAGAGAUUGAAAUUGCAGCACGAGGGGGAGAAAAGCAUGCACUCACAGAGGGUGAAGCAGUUAGAGAACGAAAACAGAAAUCUCUCGGCCGAAAGGGCGGUACUCAAAGAGGGAUUAGACAAAUCAAAGGCCGAGGUUGCAAAUUUGGAAUGCAGGCUGGAGAUGGAAAGGGCUGCUGUGGAGGGAUUAAAAACUGUGACGGCGGAGAAGAGGGCACUUGAAGAGGGAUUUCAGAAAGAGAGGCGAGCGUGUGCACAAAUGGUAAAGGAGCUUGAGACUCAGCUUAGCCAUGUAAGGGUGGAGAGGGAGACGUUAGGAGAGAGGUUUGAGAGAUCCCAAUUGGAGCAUGAAAGGUUAAAAGGAAUGCACUCAGAAAGUGUGAACACUGUGAAGCAGUUAGAGAAGAAACACAGGAAUCUGGUGAUUGAAAGAGAUGCUCUGAAAGAGAGGUUGGAGAAAUCGAACAUCAGGGUUCAAGAAUUGGAGUGCAAGUUGGAGAUGGUAGGAUGUGCAAGUGAGAGAUCGGAAAGGGCUGACAGAGUGCCUGAGGGGGUCCCGAAACUGGACAUCCAUCCAAUGGCAUUCAGAGAGUUUUCCCUGGAUGAGCUGAGGACCGCCACGAAYGACUUCCAUGAUAACUGCAAGCUUGAAGAGCAACGCGAUGGAURCAUUUACAUCGGCAAGCUCACAUCUGCUGUGAUAAAGAGAMUCAAGUAUAUCAACCUCAGGSCAGAGAAUCRGCCAGCCCAAGUGACGAGGAAGCUUGGGGACCGGUUGAAGUCUCUUCGACACCCCCACCUGCAUAUGUUGCUCGGAGURUGCUAUGAAGGAAAUUGYCUCGUGUACGAGCAUAUGACCAAUGGAAAUGUGAAAGACUGGAUGUCGUCCUCAAGAGGGUCACAAAAGGGUUUCCUCCCAUGGUACAUCCGUUUGCGGAUUAUGGCUCAAGUUGCCCAAGGCUUGUCCUUCCUUCAUUCCCACCAGUCUCUGAGGGGUGGUCUCAUCGUCCACCGCGCCAUCAAGCCUGAAAACAUCUUCCUGGAUGGUAACUUUGUUGCCAAAAUCACAGCAGUGGAUACCGCCCUGCUGGCCCCAACACUUGCAGAGGAUUGUGAAGCACCUAAUCUGGCUCAGUGCCCAGCGAGCGAUGUAAAGUACAUGGCCCCAGAAUUGAUUCAAACUGAGGUUUUCAGUCAGCAGAGUGACAUUUACGCAUUUGGAAUCACCCUCCUGGAGAUGCUCAGUGGGAAGUUUAGGAAUGAAUUGGGAGUCAUGGAAGACGCAGUGGAAGAUGCCGCGACCUUUGAAAGUGUGCUCGACCCAAACGCAGGAAGCUGGGACAUCGAUCUGGCCUUGGCAGCAGCUCGGGUGGGGCUGAGAUGUGCAAGUUUGAACAGACGCCACAGACCGAGCAUGACGACAGGUGAAAAUGCCAUUCUGCCUGCGCUGGAGGCUAUUGCUCAGACAGUGGAACUUGCUGACUGUAUUGAGGACUAGCAGAGCAUGAGCCUAUGUGACUAACUCGGUGACACAGUUGGGGAGCACAAGGGUUUGCGAAACUUUGCGCUAUAGGACCACUGGACCAGACAGGGAUGUAAGACUUGGUGGAGGAGUUCACGUUCUCUCACUUCACUCCGUACUUAGUCACUUUCCUGGGGACCUGGAUAGCUGAUUGACGUCCUAGUACUUUGUCAAUUCUCUGAACUGCGAGUUUUGACUUGAAUUCAAUGAAUUGUGAUAUCCAUA
This is a messenger RNA of Chara braunii, 3813 nucleotides long. NCBI's taxonomy places the organism in Eukaryota, Viridiplantae, Streptophyta, Charophyceae, Charales, Characeae. The record is from the annotation of a GenBank genome assembly.